Messenger RNA from Heterostelium album PN500, 1839 nucleotides. RefSeq names its product putative cellulase. The transcript has 2 exons. Lineage: Eukaryota; Evosea; Eumycetozoa; Acytosteliales; Acytosteliaceae. Bases 1 to 1839 code for a protein of 612 amino acids. The record is from RefSeq and is a predicted model, not a curated record. Gene Ontology annotation, molecular function: hydrolase activity, hydrolyzing O-glycosyl compounds; carbohydrate binding.
AUGAAUAUAAAAUAUCUAUUGUCAUUGACAAUAUCUCUAUUUAUUUUGGUUGUUUCUGGACAACAAUGUUUUGAUCAAAGCUCUGUAACAUACACUACAAGUGGUACCCAAUUGCAAAUGAAUGGACAAACAAUUAGAGUUCAAGGUAUUGCUUGGUUUGGUUUGGAAACACUGACUUUUUCACCGGGUGGUCUACAAACCAAGAGUGUGGAGCAACUUCUCGAUGUCCUAGUUGCCCAGAAAUUCAAUGUACUCCGUCUGCCAUUCUCUGUCGAUAUGAUCUUGAAGCCACGUAUGCCAAAUCAAAUCAACUAUGGUCUGAAUCCAAAUUUGGCUGGUCUUAAUGCUUUCCAGGUGUUUGAAUACAUCACCAAGGCAUGUGCCACUCGUGGUAUCUUGGUUGUCGCCGAAAUGCAUCGUUUCGAUCCAAACGACUACAUUCCAGGACUCUGGUACUCCACCCAGUGUAUCUACAACAUCGAUGGACAGUGCAUUAAUUACACCACCGACGUUGUUACCAACGCUUGGAUCACCGUUGUAAACACUCUCCAGAAAUACUGGAACUUCUGGGCGGUCGACGUCAAGAAUGAACCACACGGUACCGCCACAUGGGGAACUGGAAAUACCGCCACCGACUGGGAUGCCGCUUUCAAGAACAUCGCCAACACCAUUCAAUCAAAGACCGGAUUUAAAGGUGUCUACUUCAUCGAGGGUAUCGAAAACAAUGCUGGCUCAAUCUGUUCGCCAGCCACUGGUAACUGGUGGGGUGGUAACUUGUCGCCACAACAAUGUUUCCCAGUCUUCCUCGCCACACCAAACAAGCUGGUAUUCACUCCACACACCUAUUGUUCAUCUGUCUCUGACCAACCAUAUUUCAACGAUCCAAGCUAUCCUUCCAACAUGCCAAGCGUCUGGGAUGCAUCAUUCGGUUUCCUCAAGUCAAGUCAACCUGUUGUCAUUGGUGAAUGGGGAUGCAAGAACAACAACACCAAGAACAGCAAAUGGAUUAGCUCUUUCGUUUCCUACCUAAAGUCAACCGGAAUGACCAAUCACAUCUACUUCUCACUCAACCCAGAUUCAGCCGACACUGACUCUAUUCUCAACCCAGAUUGGACAACCAUCAACCAAAAUGUUGCUGGUUAUCUCAAUGAUAUUGGAACCAAUCCAUCUAUCUUCUCGCUAUCUGGAAACAAAGUUUGUUUGGGUCCAAUUUCUACUACAUCCACUGUUAGCUCUACUACCAUUGGCGGAUCAACAACUACUACAACGGGAAGUGGUACAACCACGACAUCUACAACUUCUAAACCAACUACUACAACUUCACAAUCAACUACAACCACUGGUGGAGGAUCAACAACUACCACUUCGACAUCUACAACUUCUAAGCCAACUACUACUACUACAACAACUUCGCAAUCAACCACAACAGGAGGAUCAUCUACUACUACUACUACUACUUCUACCACUGGUGGUGGAUCGUCAACUACCACUACAGCAGGUGCUACCACAACAGGAGGAUCGACAACAGGUCACACUUCAACUAUUACCAUUCAACAGAUAUUGUCAAGCUCAUGGACUGACAGUAACAACAAACCAUGGAGUGUAUACAAUUGCUUUAUCACAAACACUGGUUCCUCUGCUAUUCAAAAUGUUAAAUUCUCAUCCGUACCAAAUGUUGCACCAGAUCAAAGCUGGGGUGCCUACACUCCUGCCAAUGUCAACGGUAAUUGGAUUUGGUCAGCUCAGUCAUGGGCAUUAACAUUGCAACCAAAUCAACCAACUAACUUUGGUUAUCAAGUACAAUCGGCCACUCCAUUUACUUUUACAAUUGUUCAAUGA